AUGAGCUCCAAGAAACAUGAGUACCGAGAAGCCAAGACCGUGUUUGUAACGGACGGAAAUUCUGACCGGAUUUACGCCUGCACGUUCAGUGGCUCGUGCUCUGUGUUUCACGAGGAUCCCGGGAUGCAACUCAUGGACAUCAAACUGUUAGACGACAACAUGUUUUACUCCGCGUGGAAUAAAGUGUACAUUACACGAAUAAAUAUCCACACUAAGGAGGUUGUAAAGUUUGCUGAAAACGCCGAACUUGGAAGAUUGGGGACCAUCGCAGUGUACAGUUCUUCUUCGGCUGUACCAGUGACCAGUUCUUGCAGCCCAAACAAAGGCAGGGCUAAUUGCAGCACACUUUGUCUCCCAAGCUCUAUUGGAUAUACGUGCGCAUGCGCAGAUGGCGUGUCCUUAUUACCAGAUGGGAAGACGUGCUCGAAUGUCGCCACUUCAACGACAACAACGACGUUAACUACACCGACAACAACUACGACACAAACAACAUCAAAAACUACAACAACUGUCCUAACAACGACAACGACAGCUUCUACCUACACAUCAAGAACAACAACUAGUUCUCUGCCACGGUCCGACUCCACAUCAAGAACAACAACUAGUUCUCUGCCACGGUCCGACUCCACAUCAAGAACAACAACUAGUUCUCUGCCACGGUCCGACUCCACAUCGAGAACAACAACUAGAUUUCCGCCACGGUCCGACUCCACAUCAAGGACAACAACUAGUUUACCGCCAAGGUCCGACUCCACAUCAAGAACAACAACUAGUUCAUUGCCACGGUCCGACUCAACAUCAAGAACAACAACUAGUUCAUUGCCACGGUCCAACUCCACAUCAAGAAUAACAACUAGUUUACCACCACGGUCCAGUACGAGCUUGCAGGGAUCGCCUACUGCCAUUGUGAAUGUUGCCUCCAUGAUUCCAUAUAUUGGCGUUGGUGCUGGGGGUGCCCUUGUACUCAUCGUUGCCGUCGUCAUCGUCUGUGCUAUCAUUCCUGUGUACGGAAGCCUUAUCAUAAAUCGAUGA
Messenger RNA from Mya arenaria, 1032 nucleotides. RefSeq lists its product as uncharacterized. The transcript has 5 exons. Lineage: Eukaryota; Metazoa; Mollusca; Bivalvia; Myida; Myidae. The coding region runs from base 1 to 1032 and encodes 343 amino acids. The record is from RefSeq and is a predicted model, not a curated record.